AUGGUGAUGUUGUGGUGGAGUGAAGGGAAUUGUUUUACGUUCGAUACAAUAGUUGCAACAGAUGGUUCAGGCGAUUACAAAACCAUCGCUGAAGCGUUAGAUGCAGCUCCCAAAAUGAGUUCACAACAAUAUUUUAUACAUGUCAAAGGAGGAAUAUAUAAUGAAAACGUCACCAUUUCAGAUGAUAAAACAAAUAUCUCCCUUGUUGGUGAUGGUAUGGGAGUCACAAUAAUUGCAGCAAAUAAAAGUGGCAAAGUAUUGCCUACCCCUUUCACAGCUACAUUAGAAGUAUAUGGCAGUGGCUUCGUUGGAAUGUCGAUGACAAUCCGAAAUACGGCUGGAGCAGAAGGUGCUCAAGCUGCUGCAUUGACGAGUGCUCCUUAUCAUGGUGUUGCUUCAUAUUAUCAAUGUAGUUUUGAGGGUUACCAGGAUACAAUUUUUGCCCUAGACUAUGCAUUUUUCAGAGAAUGCAACAUUUCUGGCACGAUCGAUUUUAUCACUGGUAGUGGACGACUCAUUGUUCAGAAUAGUGCUGUUAAUGCAAGAUCACCCAUGAAAUCUCAAGGAAUCAGGAUACUUGCCCCAGGUGCAGAUAACAUUACUUCAAAUCCAGGGCUAGUUCUUCAGAAUUGUACAAUACUCCCUGUAUCUGAUUUUAACAAGGAAGAAAUUUCAAGUGUAUUAGGCUGGCCCUGGAAAGAUCAAGGAAAGGGAGUAAUCAUGUCGAGUUACAUCGGUGAUUUUAUUGACCCGAAAGGCUUUGCUCCCCACCCGGAAGUGACAGACAUAUAUAUGGCGGAGUAUGAUAAUCGAGGACCAGGUUCCGAUACCAAAGACAGAGUAAAUUGGUCGAAAGUCAUUGAUGAAGAAGAAGCAUCCAAGUUCACUGUGCGCAACUUUCUGCAAGGUGAUACAUGGAUCCCCGAAAUAAUCCCUUACUAUCUAGAUCUUUGA
Molecule: messenger RNA, 954 nt
Organism: Capsicum annuum
Lineage: Eukaryota; Viridiplantae; Streptophyta; Magnoliopsida; Solanales; Solanaceae
Product: probable pectinesterase/pectinesterase inhibitor 58
Exons: 2
Coding region: 1-954 (317 amino acids)
Biological process (GO): cell wall modification
Molecular function (GO): pectinesterase activity; pectinesterase inhibitor activity
Source: RefSeq, a predicted model, not a curated record